AUAAACACCUGAAAAAGACGAUGCUGCCGCCUGGAAGUGGGCCCGCGCGACAAGGGAAAGUCGCCAGAACCGGUAGUGGGAUAACACAAGUUCAACUACACGGCACAGGGAUCAUGAAGAGGGCAGCUGCGCAUGGCGCAGUUGCGAAGAGGGUGGAACUACACGGCAGAAGCGGAAAGAGCGCUACUAUGGGGCUGCAGAACUACGACUCCAGUGCAAGUAGUUCCUUGCCGAGUUCUAAUGUGAAUAAACUUCCACCAAGUAGUAGCGGUGUUCAAAGACCUACGAUCAACCAGUCUUCUUCAUCCUCAUCCUCAUCUUCGGCAGUUCAUAAAAUCAAUCUGCAACGACAGAAUAAGCCUGGAAUUCUGAACCAUCAGAGCGGCACGUCGCGAGGUCUUCUCGGGCUGGGAACUACUGGAAAAGCAGGAGCGCAAGAUGUUGUUGCCAAGGAGGUGAUGAGACAGCGGCAGGCAGCACAACAGCAAUUGCUAGUGGAAGAGGAACCGGAAGAUCCCGAGUUCGAUCUACAUCUCGAAAACAUGCUCCUCCUCCCAACGACGCUGUCUAAGCGCGGCACGGUCGAUUACGUCCGCUUGAAGAGGCCGUACCAGAAGGAACUGCAGCGGAGGAAACGGGAAAAGAACAAGGCCCGGGCGAUUCGCUUGGAAAGGGAGGCCCGAGAGAAGCAGGCGAAGUUACUGGCACAGCAGCAGAAAGUAUCACAGGAUAAAACUAAAAGUGUUACAGUAACACAUUUGUUGGAGUUUCUGCAUCACAAAGUUGCUCGACAUGGCAAAGAAAACCUGUGUUGCGCAGACUACAAGGGAAAUCACGAAUGAAAUGAGGUUGGCAAGCAUUUCCCGCAUGACAGAACUUGUCUGUCUUGCUUCGCAUGCAACACAAUGUGUAUCUGUAAACACCUUUUUCUUGCGAUAGAAAGCCCGGGCGAAAGCCGCGGCGGCCGCGGCCAAAGCGAAAGCGAAGGCACAGGCGGCCAGGUAUGAACUGCAAAAGUAUCGUGCUAGUUGUAUAAAUCGCAAUACAAAUUGGCUCAGCAUUACAAAUUUCAUUUGUAAUGCGGAUUUGCAAUAGCAAGUAGAUUUGUGAUGCAUAAAUGCGAUUACUACGAGUACGAUACGUUUGCACAGGAUACCAGGAACGCAAAGUCAACGGUCCGGAAAGGUGGCGGCGGGGGAAGGAGCGCGGCGAGUGGGCGGAAGAGGUGAG
Amoebophrya sp. A120 is the source of this 1230-nucleotide messenger RNA. The record is from the annotation of a GenBank genome assembly. NCBI's taxonomy places the organism in Eukaryota, Dinophyceae, Syndiniales, Amoebophryaceae.